This is a messenger RNA of Tribolium madens (black flour beetle), 9304 nucleotides long. Its product is annotated as neurofibromin. Bases 81 to 8294 code for a protein of 2737 amino acids. NCBI's taxonomy places the organism in Eukaryota, Metazoa, Arthropoda, Insecta, Coleoptera, Tenebrionidae. The transcript has 26 exons. Gene Ontology annotation, biological process: regulation of GTPase activity. The record is from RefSeq and is a predicted model, not a curated record.
UGUCAAAUGGCACAACCUAUCUCAAAAUGUCAACACUUUAAAGUCGUCCCAAUAAUGUAAAAUUUUGUAUUUUCAAUAAAAUGGCAACGCAAAAGCCGGGAGAAUGGGCUAACACUCUGAUUGUGCGUUUUGAGGAGCAGUUGCCUUGCCGCAUUGGUCCUCAAACCAGUCAUUCAAGGAUAAAUGAGGAACAGAAUAAGGCUUGUAUUAUACAAAUUUCCAAAUAUCGUUUUGCUUUAGUAUUAGAUGGUUUUGUUAAAGUUUUAAAAAGAAUUCAUGAAUUGUAUCAGACUGGAACAUGUGGAGCACCACGGCAACAUGGUCCAGAAUUAGAGAAAAACUAUUAUGACAGUCUGCUUAUAGUUUUAGAAACAUUAGAGAAAUGUUUUAGCCAACAACCAAAAGAUUCAAUAACUCUUACAAUGGAAGAAAAUCAAAAUUUAAAAUCUUUAUUGAAGGAAAUUUGCGCAUUUUUAGAUAUGUCAAAUGAUAAUCCCAACACACAUGCAAUAAGAGUGUUAGCCAGUAAAGUUUUAUUUGCUUUGAGUGUUAAUUUCUUUAAUGCUGUCUUUAAUCGAAUUUCAUCAAAAUUACAAGAGCUUGCAUCCUGCCCAGAUGAAAAUCCUGAUUACAGUGAUAUUGAACUAAUUCAGCACAUAAAUGUUGAUGUUAAUAGACUUACUAGACUGCUAACAGAGGCCAUACAAAAAUUUCGCUUACUUAAAAAAUCGGCACAUCUCGUUUUUGUUAAUUCACUUGAAAAAGCUAUAUGGAAUUGGAUGGAUCAUUAUCCUUACGAAUUCGCUGAAUUACAGAAAAACACAAAUGAAGAGUUAUCUAAGUGCUGUGAACAGUUAUUUGACAUUUUAGACAACUUUGCAGAUAACAAAAAGGGUCGUGCCGCCCUCUGGUCUCUACAAAUCAUGCUUCUAAUUCUAGCUCCUAAAGUCCUUGAAGAAAUUGUCAACGCUGAUAGUGGUGCUCCUUGUUCCCCUAGACAUAAUAAAAAGAAGCAAUUUAUUGAUGCAAUAAAACGCGGCAUAGGACCUCAUGGAAACUCAAGUAAACAAUUAACUGAAGCCGCGGCAGUUACUUGUGUUAAAUUAUGUAAGGCUUCAACUUACAUCAACAACAAAGACUCCAAUAAUGUUGCAUUCACUUUAGUCCAAAGUGUCAUUAAUGACCUUAAAUCGCUACUUUUUAAUACUACAAAACUCUUCUCCAGAGGACAAAAUUAUCUAUACCAAGAUAUGGAUUUAAUGAUCGAUUGUUUCGUUUCUUGUUUCCGUAUCAAACCUCACAAUAACGAAGCAUUGAAAGUCUGUCUGAAUCUCAAUUCACCUUCUGUUUAUCAUUUCGUAUUAGUCAGAUCACUUUACCGCAUUGUUACUGAAUCGAAAUUACAUUGGUGGCCCAAAAUCGAUUUAGUAUAUAGCAAAUCGUCUGAAUUAAGAGCAAUGUUUACUGACACGCUAAAUCGAGUUGCUCAAGGUUGCAUUGCACACACUCCUCUACGCAUGAUACAAUCGCUAACACUCAAAGGUAAAGACUCGCAAGCCAAGUUUAAAGAACGAGCUGAAGAAGUGCCUGGUCAUAGGAAUUUAUUACUGUAUAUGGUGCGUUUAAUUCACGCCGAUCCAAUGUUAAUGCUAAACAAUCAGGGAAAAGCCGGCCAUGAAAUACAAAGUUCUACAUUAGAAUUGAUAAACGGUUUAGUUUCACUUGUUCAUCAACCGACAAUGCCAGACGUCGCACAAGAAGCAAUGGAAGCCUUAUUAGUUUUACAUCAUCCCGAAAAAAUCGAAGUUUGGAACCCUGAAGCACCAAUUAAUACGUUUUGGGAUGUUAGUUCUCAAGUGCUGUUUUCAAUAUCACAAAAGUUGAUCCAACACCAAAUUAUGAAUUAUACCGAUAUUUUGAAAUGGUUGCGAGAGAUUUUAAUUUGUAGAAAUGCAUUUUUAUCUAGACAUAAAGAGUAUGCUAAUCUUGGUAGUCAAAUACCGAUAUGUAAACAAGCGCACAUAAAAUUAGAGGUUGUUUUCUUUAUGUAUUUGUGGAGUAUUGACAUGGAUGCUGUCUUGGUAGCAAUGAGUUGUUUUGCAUUAUUAUGUCAAGAAGCGGAAAUUAGAUGUGGUUCUGAUGAAGUCACUGUGACUUAUCUAGUACCAAACUAUCACGUAUACCAAGAACUGGCCCAAGCAUCUACUGUAUUAACCACAGCCAGCGGGGAAUCCAGAAUGUGUUUCCCAGAACAUGCCAACGGUCGGGCUGCUUUACAAAAACGUAUAAUGGCCCUAUUGCGCAAAAUCGAGCAUUGUGUCAACGGAGUACAACCGGCGUGGGAAGAAACAUUUAUGAAUUGGAAUUCAAUGUCAAAGAACUUGUCUUCGUACCCUAAGGCGAAAGUCGAGGAUGGUCAAAUGGAACCGUUUCAUAGAUCUAUGGGAAAACGAAGAGCAUCGCAUCAAAACUCCGAACAUGAGUUAGAAGAACAAAUCAACGAAUGGGCAAACAUGACUGGAUUUUUAUGUGCUUUGGGUGGUGUCUGUUUACAAAGAAAAUCACCAUCAAGACCCACCUUAUCGAUAUCGUCACACUCGAGUCUGUCUACGGCCACUAUCAGCUCGAUUGGGUCUAGUACAUUGUCUGAGAGUCGUAAAUCGAGUGUGCUAACAGGAGCACCACAAGAACAGAGACAGUAUUGUCCUGUCACUCAAUUUGUCGAUUUGUUACUACGAUUGUUGGUUUGCAAUAAUGAAAAAUUUGGGGCUCAAAUUCAAAAACAUGUCAAAGAGCUAGUCGGUCAUGAAAUGUCAUCAGCACUAUAUCCGAUUCUUUUCGAACAAAUCAAGACAAUUGUUGAUAAGUUUUUCGACCAACAAGGCCAAGUUGUAGUCUCUGAUGUUAAUACUCAAUUUAUUGAACAUAUAAUUUUUAUAAUGAAAAAUAUCUUAGAUAGUACUAAAAACGAUCAACCUUCUGAACAUUUAGGUGUUACAAGUAUCGAAGGUAUGAUGUUGGCUAUAGUCCGAUACGUGCGCCAUCUGGAUAUGACAGUUCAUGCAAUCCAUAUAAAAACAAAACUAUGCCAACUUGUUGAAGCUAUGAUGAAACGACGUGACGAUCUAGCUUUUAGACAAGAAAUGAAAUUCAGGAAUAAAUUAGUCGAAUAUUUAACUGAUUGGGUGAUGGGAACGUCACAUCAAAUAGCACCACCUAGUUCAGGUGACGUAACAAUGAUCACACGUGACUUGGAUCAAGCCUGUAUGGAAGCAGUAGCUGCACUUUUGAGAGGACUACCACUACAACCUGAAGAGUCAGAUCGGGGUGACUUAAUGGAAGCCAAAAGCCAACUUUUCCUCAAGUAUUUCACACUUUUUAUGAAUUUAUUAAAUGACUGCUCAGAUGCCACCGAAGUUGAAAAGGAUGUUUCAAGACAAAGAGUGAAUGCUAGCAAGCUUAGCACUCUAAGAAAUGCCACUAUCCAAGCAAUGUCGAAUUUAUUAUCGGCGAAUAUUGACAGCGGAUUGAUGCACUCUAUCGAUUUGGGUUACAAUAAAGAUUUGCAAACUCGUGCUGCUUUUAUGGAAGUUUUAACAAAAAUUUUGCAACAAGGAACUGAAUUCGAUACAUUAGCUGAGACAGUCUUGGCUGAUAGGUUUGAACAGUUGGUACAAUUAGUAACAAUGAUAAGUGAUAAAGGGGAAUUACCAAUCGCCAUGGCUUUGGCUAAUGUUGUAACAACGUCACAAAUGGAUGAAUUGGCGCGUGUUUUUGUGACUUUAUUCGAUGCCAAACACCUUUUAUCUCCUCUACUUUGGAAUAUGUUUUAUCGAGAAGUUGAAGUGUCUGAUUGUAUGCAAACUUUAUUUCGUGGAAAUUCACUAGGGAGCAAAAUUAUGGCGUUUUGUUUUAAAAUUUAUGGUGCUAGUUAUUUGCAAUGUUUAUUAGAACCGUUAAUUCGACCUUUGUUAGAUGAUCCGAGUUGUAGUUUUGAAGUAGAUCCAGCUAGAUUAGAACCGAAUGAAGAUAUAGCUGAAAAUAGACAAAACUUGAUAGCUUUAACUCAGAAAGUAUUUGAUGCGAUUGUGAGCAGUGCUGAGAAGUUUCCGCCUCAAUUGAGGUCGAUGUGUCAUUGUUUGUAUCAAGUUUUGAGUAAACGUUUCCCACAAUUUCCGCAAAACAAUAUUGGGGCUGUGGGUACAGUGAUUUUCUUGAGAUUUAUCAAUCCUGCGAUAGUUUCGCCUCAAGAAAUGGGAAUUGUAACGAAACAAGUUCCAACAUCGGUGAAAAGAGGACUCAUGCUGAUGUCAAAAAUUUUGCAAAAUAUUGCUAAUCACGUUGAGUUUAGUAAGGAGCAACAUAUGUUGCCAUUUAAUGAUUUUCUAAGAGCACAUUUUGAGAUUGGGAGAAGAUUUUUUAUACAAAUUGCGUCUGAUUGCGAGACUGUUGAUCAGACUUCACAUUCAAUGUCGUUCAUAAGUGACGCGAAUGUGUUAGCUUUGCAUAGAUUGCUAUGGAAUCAUCAAGAGAAAAUCGGAGAUUAUUUGUCUAGUAGUAGAGAUCACAAGGCUGUUGGUAGGAGACCUUUCGAUAAAAUGGCAACACUGUUGGCGUAUUUAGGACCUCCCGAACACAAACCGGUGGAUUCACAUCUUCUGUUUUCGUCGUAUGCUAGAUGGAGCUCCAUCGACAUGUCUUCAACCAAAUUUGAAGAACUGAUGGUGAAACAUAAUAUGCAUGAAAAAGAGGAAUUCAAAUCGAUUAAAUCAUUGAAUAUUUUUUAUCAAGCUGGGACUAGUAAAGCUGGCUUUCCCGUUUUCUAUUACAUUGCUCGGCGUUACAAGAUUGGAGAAACAAAUGGAGACAUGCUUAUUUAUCAUGUUAUAUUGACAUUAAAACCUUUCUGCCAUUCACCUUUCGAAUUAGUUGUCGAUUUCACACACACUUGCUCAGAUAAUAGAUUUAGGACCGAAUUUUUACAAAAAUGGUUUUAUGUUCUGCCUGAAGUUGCCUAUGAAAAUAUUCAUGCCGCUUAUAUUUAUAAUUGUAAUAGUUGGGUGCGUGAAUAUACUAAAUUUCAUGAUAGAAUUCUAGCACCUCUCAAGGGCAAUCGUAAAUUGAUAUUCAUUGAUGCCCCUAAUAAAUUAACAGAAUUUAUAGAACUCGAUCAACAGAAAUUACCUGGUGCUACAUUAAGUCUAGAUGAAGAUUUAAAAGUAUUUAAUAAUGCGUUAAAAUUGUCACAUAAAGACACCAAAGUUGCAAUAAAAGUGGGACCUACAGCGAUUCAGAUAACUUCAUCAGAGAAAACCAAAGUGUUGUCACAUUCGGUUUUACUUAACGACGUUUAUUACGCUUCCGAAAUCGAAGAAGUUUGUUUAGUUGAUGACAAUCAGUUUACUCUGACGAUAGCGAAUGAAAGCGGUCCUCUUAGUUUUAUUCAUAAUGAUUGUGAUAGUAUUGUACAAGCAGUGAUACAUAUUAGGAAUCGGUGGGAACUCAGCCAACCUGAUUCGGUAACCGUUCAUCAAAAAAUUCGACCAAAAGACGUACCGGGAACAUUAUUAAACAUGGCACUUCUUAAUUUAGGGUCCUCAGAUCCGAAUUUGCGCACAGCUGCGUAUAAUCAAUUAUGUGCGUUGACUGCAACUUUUGAUUUAAAAAUCGAAGGUCAGUUGUUAGAAACACAAGGUUUAUGUAUACCUUCAAAUAACACGAUUUUUAUAAAAUCGGUGUCGGAAAAGUUGGCCACGAAUGAGCCACAUUUAACGUUGGAAUUUCUCGAGGAGUGUAUUCAAGGUUUUCGUGUUUCCAGUAUCGAAUUGAAGCAUUUGUGUUUAGAGUACAUGACGCCAUGGUUGGCCAAUUUGGUCAAGUUUUGCAAACCGUCGGAAGAGAAUAAAAGACAAAAACAGGUUGCGCAAAUUUUGGAGAAAUUGAUUUUGUUGACUAUUGAGGAAGUCGAGAUGUAUCCUUCAAUUCAGGCGAAGAUUUGGGGCUCGAUUGGUCAAGUUCCUGAAUUGAUUGAUAUGGUUUUGGAUAAUUUUAUACAUAGAUCGGUGAAUUCGGGUCUGGGCUCGCCCAUGGUGGAAAUAAUGGCUGAUACUGCCGUCGCAUUGGCUUCGGCAAAUGUGCAAUUGGUGGCAAAAAAAGUGAUUGGAAGGCUGUGUCGAGUUGUCGAUAAAACGUGUCAAUCGCCAACUCCACUUUUAGAACAACAUAUGAUGUGGGAUGAUAUUGCAAUUUUAGCAAGAUAUUUGUUAAUGUUAUCGUUUAACAAUUGUCUAGAUGUUGCUCGGCAUUUGCCAUACUUGUUUCAUACAGUAACUUUCUUGGUGUGUUCUGGGUCGUUGAGUAUGAGAGCUUCGACUCAUGGACUUGUUAUUAAUAUUAUACACUCUUUAUGUACCUGUACAAAACCAUCUUUUUCGGAAGAAACCCAAAGAGUUUUACGCUUAUCUCUAGAUGAAUUUUCUCUACCAAAAUUCUAUUUGUUAUUCGGUAUAAGUAAAGUUAAAUCAGCUGCAGUUACUGCAUUUAGAUCGAGUUAUCGACAUCCGAAUGAGAGGUGGUUUGGGACGGAACGAAGCUUUUCGGGGGCUUCAGCUGACAGAGAAAGACUCUCAUUGACCUCACUUGAGGUCAUAACUGAUGCUUUACUCGAAAUUAUGGAGGCUUGCAUGCAUGACAUUCCCAACUGUGAUUGGUUGAACAGUUGGACUUCGCUGGCGAAAAGUUUCGCAUUUUGUUUUAAUCCAGCUUUACAACCAAGAGCACUUAUCGUUUUCGGUUGUAUUAGUAAGAGUAUAACAGAUCAUGACAUGAAACAGUUGUUGCGAAUUUUGGUCAAAGCUUUGGAAAGUUUUAGUGAUAUUGUACUUAUUGAAGCAUUAGUUAUGUGUUUGACCAGAUUGCAACCACUUUUGAGGCCUGAAUCUCCUAUACAUAAAGCUUUAUUUUGGGUUGCGACCUCGGUUUUGCAAUUGGACGAAGUAUCUCUCUAUGCCUCAGGCUUAGCAUUGUUAGAGCAAAAUUUGCAUACUUUAGAUUCUCAGGGAAUUUUUGAAGACAAGACGCUUGAGAACGUUAUGAUGUCAACGCGCGAACCACUUGAAUGGCACUUUAAGCAAUUGGACCACGCUGUGGGGCUUAGCUUUAAGGCAAAUUUUCAUUUUGCUUUAGUAGGACAUUUGCUUAAAGGAUACCGCCAUCCUACACCUACCACCGUUUCACGCACUUCAAGAGUGCUAACCAUGUUGCUAGCUAUAGUAGCAAAGCCACAUAGAAGAGAUAAGUUUGAAGUAACACCGGAUAGUGUAGCUUAUCUCACUGCUUUGGUUGGUGUAUCUGAAGAAGUACGAAGUCGUUGUCACAUCAAACAUUCUCUUUCGAGAAACAUGGCAGAUUCAAUAACUCAAGAAAAUUUUAUGAAUGAAAACAUGGCAAACAUGUCUCACCAAAGUAACUCAGGAAAUGUUACAAAUACGGGUAGUGGUGUAAAUCGCCGUCAAAAGUCAUGGGAUCUUCUGGAUCAGUCGGCUAUUGCUCAAGCCAGACAACACAAACAACCACCACAACACCAGAACCGCAGUACAAGGGUUUCAGUAAGCAACGAAAAUAACGUCCUUCUUGAUCCUGAAGUUCUAACAGACUUUUCAACUCAGGCCUUAGUUUUAACCGUGUUAGCAACUCUUGUUAAAUAUAGCACAGACGAAGCUGAAACUAGAAUAUUAUAUCAGUAUCUUGCCGAAGGCGCCGUAGUUUUCCCGAAAGUAUUUCCAGUAAUUUAUAACUUGUUGGAUAUGAAAAUAAACAACGUUUUAACCUCUUGCCACGACCAAAUAAUUUUAAGUGCAGUCAGGAGUAUCAUCCAAAAUAUGAUAGCAUGUGAAGAUACUAGCCAACAGCAACUUCACUACUUGCAAAGCUGUGGUUUUGGGGGACUUUGGCGCUUUGCUGGACCAUUUAACAAGUACAACAAUACGGCCGAAAGUAGUGAAUUGUUUGUAAAUUGCUUAGAAGCAAUGGUUGAAACAUGUCUUCCUAUAGAAGAAUCUGAAGGAGAGAAUGGUGAAAUGCAGCAAUAUCCUUCAAUGUUAAGUGUUAGUUCAAAUAUGAACCUUUCCUCUAGUCUUUCUAGCCUUACUUUGGGUUCACCGACGGAAAAAGAGAUUACGAGAGAUUUAGAAGGGGGAAGUACAACUUCAUUGGGACGGGCUUCAUUUAGCAAACAACGUAGUUUAAAAACAAAAACACAUCUGCAUUCGGAAGGGUCAUCUAUUCAUAAAUAAAAUUCUUAGCAACUGGACGAUUUUUUUAAGUAGGAGAAUUUAAACACAUUCAGAUAUUUACGAGUAAAUCGUAUAAAUUAAUUAAUCUAUUAGUUUUAAAGGGAUAUGUGAAAAGAUACUGUACAAAACAAAUGCUUGUAAUUAAUUUUAGUUUAGAUUGUACAAGUAAAUUCGUACAGCAUUUAUUAUAUUUGAUUUCUUUAAGACGAUGCAAUACCAAACAUUACUUUUCUUUUAUGCAUUUAUUCCGUGAUUAAUUUCUAUUAUGUAAGUGUAAUGUACUUUAUGGUUGUCACAUUUUGUGUUCAUUUUUUCAACAUUCAACUUUUUGUUGUAUAUAGUUGUAAGUAUCGCAUCAGUAUUUUUUAACAUUAUAGUGUUUUAAUUUGCUUUUUUCUUUUACUUUAGUUCCUAUUUAUUUUAUUAUGGUUCAGGGCGUCUCCAAACACAAAAAACAUACCUGAAUUACGUAACUAAAAACGAUUUCAUUUGAUAGAAUGUGAUACGUAGACGGUGUUCAUGAAUUAAUUAAUUUUUGACAAAUUUUUCACAUAUCCAUUUCUACUGUCAUUGCUAUUUGAUGUACAAAUCUCUAGAACCCUUUAUGACAAUUAAUUUAAAUUAUUGUUUUUAUCCAAUGUUUUAUUAUACAUACUUGUUUUAGUGUACGGUGAUGUUUCAAUAACAUUACGUAAGGGACCAGAGUUGAAUCUUGUACGAAUUGUCAUAGGAAAUGUUUUAAAACUUUAUUUUUACAUGAAAGAGUGAAAGUGGAGUUUUAUUCGAUUGUGCACAAUCGUAAAAACAUUAUCACUCAUUAUGGAAACCUCACUGUACACGUGAUUGUUUUGAAAAUAAUUUUAUUAUUUGAAUUCAACUCUUGUUUAUAUCUACAUAAAAAUUCUAUUUGUGAUAGAUUAAUGUAUAAAUGAAAAUAUGUAUGUUUCUUAAAUAUGACAAAUGUUUGUAUCUAUGAUAUUACAUAAUAUAAGAAUACGCGUUGCUUUAUU